This is a messenger RNA of Limanda limanda (common dab), 1940 nucleotides long. RefSeq names its product gap junction protein beta 3 (gene gjb3). The transcript has 2 exons. Gene Ontology annotation, cellular component: connexin complex. The record is from RefSeq and is a predicted model, not a curated record. NCBI's taxonomy places the organism in Eukaryota, Metazoa, Chordata, Actinopteri, Pleuronectiformes, Pleuronectidae. Bases 142 to 1005 code for a protein of 287 amino acids. Gene Ontology annotation, biological process: cell communication.
UCAAACAGGAACAAAUCAUUGGAAAUACAUGAAAUCACGCGUCUUCGGACUCAGGAUGGAGUGAAACAUCUGUCAGUUUGAAGAUAAACUACUUCUAGAGAAGAGUUCCAGAGAAGAACGAUUUGACUUUCAUCCGAGGACAUGGACUGGAAGAACUUCCAAGCCCUCCUCAGUGGGGUGAACAAAUACUCCACAGCUUUCGGGAGAAUAUGGCUGUCUGUGGUGUUCGUGUUCAGGGUGAUGGUAUAUGUGGUGGCGGCGGAGCGAGUGUGGGGCGACGAGCAGAAAGACUUUGACUGCAACACCAAGCAGCCCGGCUGCUCCAACACCUGCUACGACCACUUCUUCCCCAUCUCCCACAUCCGCCUGUGGGCCCUGCAGCUCAUCUUCGUCACGUGCCCCUCCUUCAUGGUGGUCAUGCAUGUGGCCUACCGCGAAGACCGCGAUCGCAAGCACCAGGCCAAGUACCACGAUAACGUCAAGAAGUACUCCAACCCGGGUAAAAAACACGGUGGCUUGUGGUGGACUUACCUUGUUAGCCUAGUUGUGAAAACGGCCAUCGAGGUCGCCUUCCUCUACAUCCUCCACUGGAUCUACGACAGCUUCUACCUGCCAAGGCUAGUCAAGUGCGAGGUCUGGCCCUGCCCCAACCAGGUGGACUGCUACAUCGGCCACCCCACGGAGAAGAAGGUCUUUACCUACUUCAUGGUCGGCGCCUCGGCCCUCUGUAUCGUCCUGAACAUCUGCGAGAUGGUCUACCUCAUUUGCAAGCGCAUCGCUUCGUGCACGAAGAAGAUCAAGAGACGCAGCCGCAGCAUACCCGUGCCACAUGAGGACUUCAACGACGACCCCUUCAACAACUGCAGCCAGCCGAUGUCGAGGGCGGACAAGAAGGACAACCCUCCGUCCUUCAAGACUGCGAUCAGGUCUUCGCACAUACCUAACAUGUUAAAACUUGAAGAUAAGAUGCGGGCGUCUGCUCCCGACCUGUCCAUCGCUUCUUAACCCUGAAUCAGGAGAAGCUAGGUGUUGUUUGGGGCGAGAACCUAAUGAAAAAAUCCUCCCAAAAAAAUGAAAAGACUCAGAGCUACGAGCAAAAACUACAGUACGAGUUAGACUCUGGAAGCUGAGUCAUCACAACUGGAUUCAUCCUGUGGGCCCCUGUGUCCACAUCUAGAGACUCUUUAAGAGCAUGAACUUUGGUUUCCAAGCCAACAUCCACAAUAUUUACAGGUCAUUUAGAGCCAAAUGUAUGUGUUCACGACACGUGAGGUUACUUUUUGAAUACAAUAAAGGACCUUUCCAGCUUCACUGUUUCACCCUCUAUCAGAACUCAUUUCACUCAGUUUGCCUUGGGAUAGGAGUUUUGACACAGGAAGGAAAGAAGCCAUCGGCCUGUGCCAACAGCUGAAGGACACACCUGGCUGAGGUAUUCACCCGCCAUUGUCGACAGUGGUGUGUCAGGGUGCUCUGUUGUCACUGGCAUAUUCCGGUUAUCUCUCUUAUUUUAUUAAAACUCAGAUCAUGGCUUCAUAUGACAGGUUCCGUAUCGUGAUGAUCUCAAGUGUGGAGUCCUACAGUUAUGGCUGAGUAAUACUUGAAGAUUUGCAAACUGGCCCAAAAUGAUGCAUUUAAUCUCUCAGACCAGAUUAAUGACAGCAACCAAAUCUAAAUAUCAUUAUCUUUGUCUUUACAUCCUAUGCAGACAUAAGCUCACAGCUCUCAGGUUUAUGCAGCGACAGCCACACGUUGCAGAGGCUGCUGAUAUCCUUGUACACAACCUGGCCUCAUGAGACCACUGUUGAUUUAAAUGAGGUGAAAGGAAUGCUGCUGUUUAACUCUGUUGCUGGAGCUGGAACACAGUGGCAGAGGUAGGAGGCAGCUCCGCUCACUGAACUAUGACACCAUUUUGUGAGUCAACAGUCAUCAAAAUGCUGGAA